AUGAGCUGGUGGUGGGCUGGAGCUAUCGGCGCCGCGAAGAAAAAAUUCGAAGACGACGAUGCACCACCAAAGUACCAAAGCGUGGCCCUAAUUAUCGGGGUCACCGGCAUCGUCGGAAACAGCCUCGCUGAGAUCCUCCCACUCGCAGACACCCCGGGCGGCCCAUGGAAGGUCUACGGCGUCGCUCGCCGGCCAAGGCCCUCCUGGAACGCUGACCACCCAGUCGAAUACAUCCAGUGCGACAUCUCAGACCCAGAAGACACCCGAUCGAAGCUCUCAAAUCUCCACGAUGUAACCCAUGUUUUCUACGUCACAUGGGCUAGUAGAUCCACCGAAGCCGAAAAUUGUGAAAUCAAUGGAAAAAUGUUCAGAAAUGUUCUCCAAUCAAUCAUACCCAGUGCCCCAAAUUUGCAGCAUAUCUGUCUUCAAACUGGAAAAAAACACUACUGGGGUUCUUUUGAAUUGUCCGGGAAAAUUGCCCAUGAUCCUCCGUUUCACGAGGAUUUACCUAGGCUUGAUGCUCCAAAUUUUUACUACGCGCUUGAGGAUAUUUUGUUUGAGGAGGUGGAAAAGAAGGAAGGACUAACUUGGUCUGUUCAUAGGCCAGGAACGAUAUUUGGGUUUUCUCCAUAUAGUUUGAUGAAUAUUGUUGGGACCCUUUGUGUUUAUGCUGCUAUAUGUAAGCAUGAGGGUGUUCCUCUGAGGUUUCCCGGUUGUAAGGCGGCGUGGGAUGACUAUUCGGAUUGCUCGGACGCAGACUUGAUCGCCGAGCAAGAGAUAUGGGCAGCGGUUGAUCCCUAUGCGAAGAAUGAAGCCUUUAAUAUUAGCAAUGGAGAUGUGUUCAAGUGGAAGCAUUUUUGGAAGGUGUUGGCUGAGCAGUUUGAGGUGGAAUGUGCUGAAUUUGAGGAGGGAGAGAAAUUGAGUUUGGUGGAGAUGAUGAAGGGUAAGGGGCCUGUGUGGGAGGAGAUUGUGAGAGAGAAGGGUUUGUUGCCUACUAAAUUGGAAGAUGUUGGAGUUUGGUGGUUUGUUGAUAUUAUACUUGGUGGUGGGGGCGUGUUGGAUACUAUGAACAAGAGCAAGGAGCAUGGAUUUUUGGGGUUUAGGAACACGAAAAACGCAUUCAUUUCUUGGAUUGAUAAGGUGAAAGCUUACAAGAUUGUUCCAUAGUUUGAUAUCUUUCUGGGUGGCCUUGGUCUGUGUUAAUAUCUUGAAUAGUUUGUUCUCUUGUCUCUGUUGUGUUGUUAAAAGAAAGGGAAUAAUUAUAGAAGGAAGCUUUUGCUUUCUGAAUCACUGUAUUUUUCGGCUUUUGCUGUUUCCUGUAAUGAUCGAAUUAGAUUAUAAGCAUUACCAUUGGUAGUUGUCUUGUUUGUUCCUCUGUUGAUUUUGUGGCCUG
Ilex paraguariensis (yerba mate) is the source of this 1393-nucleotide messenger RNA. The record is from the annotation of a GenBank genome assembly. NCBI's taxonomy places the organism in Eukaryota, Viridiplantae, Streptophyta, Magnoliopsida, Aquifoliales, Aquifoliaceae.